GCUUGUAACCAUACAUGUUCUAACGGCCAAAAUCCCCAAUACUGGAUUCCAUAGAGGUUAUGUUUACCGGUUAAUUAUUUGUCUUUGUCAACAGAAAUAUAUACGUGAAUGUUUUUUCUACUUCAAUUUUUGAGUUAAUUCAGAACUCAUGGGAAAAAUAAUCACCGAAAAUGUAAUAUUGGUGCGAGCAACGGAGAAUAUGUUGAAAUUUCGUAAACAAACCAAUUUCAACUUUGCAAUUCAGGAUUUUUCUCUGUCAUUGAAACAUGAAAGAAGGCUUUAUUGACUCUAAAAAAUAAAAAUGGAUACUGGUGACAUCGAAGUUGACGACAGUGGACACAGCGACACUAUAAAUGAAUCCAACAAUGUGGAUUCUAUCGAUUUGGACAAGGCUGAUCUCGAUGCCAUGAAAGGUGACACUAUCGGUGACACAGUGUAUAGUGGAAAAUGGAUUUUAAAAACUCUCAUCGCACUGUCCAAGGUUUACGAGAAUGAGUGGUCAGGGAGUCUUGAAAGCGAUCUCUGCACACUAUGGGACAUGACUGCUGAAAAAGAUGUUGUAUUUUUUCUCAAGGAUAACGAUUUUUUGAAAAUUGCUGAAUUUACCUUAGAAAUAUCUAAGGAACCACGUUUGACGGAAAUAAUUAUCGGUAUUAUUGGCAACAUGUGUUGUCAACCAGCAAUACUCGAAACAGUGGCAAAUUCUGAUAAUUUAACGUUGAUAAUGUUGGGUCUCCUCUCAACCAAUGACAUCGAGACACUAUUACAAAUUCUUCGAUUGCUACAAAGCGUCGUUUGGAAUAUACAGGAAAAUCCAGAAACAAAGUGGCUCAGGCGCUUGUUAGAUUGUCAAUUUCUUGGCGAUGGUCUUUGCUUCAUUCUCCAAAGUUCAACAAAUGAAAAUCUUUUGAGUGCAGCUGUAGACUUGCUCAACGCAAUUUCGAAUAUUGAAACGGCUGAAAAGGGAUGUUUGCUCAUGGAACUCACGAAAAUAAAUCAACUCGUACCAGCUCUGAUAGAAUCUUUUAUGCAGUUUAUCCCCAAAAAAGAUAUGACACAUUCGCGUCUCGAUUUGAAAUUCAUCGAGAAUUGGCUCACUAUAUUUUCCAAUAUAAUGCAAUCGCAGAUAGAAAUAUUCUCGAGAGAAUUGGACGAUGAUAAAGUCGUAAAUAUAAUGCAAGUCCUUUUGAAAAUAUUGCAACCAUACGUAAAUCCGAGUAAUUUGUUGCCCCUGGAUGAGCGACUCGCACUUUGCAUACAUGAUUGCGUCGUUAUGACUUCUUGGUUUCGACGAAAUAAAAAUUACACGGAUUCGAAAAUAACUUCUGUUGUUGUUACGAUAAUGCAUCAACUUCGUCAUGCUAUCAAGGAAGAUUCAAAAAUGGAUGGAUUCAUUGAAUUAGAAGAAACAAAAGAUCUUGCUAAAUAUUUGGAAAAAUAUUGGCUUGUAAACCUACACGAAUGUCAGGAACACGAUAUUUUGGAAAUGCUUCAAUUGUGCGAGGAAUCCGUCAUUCAAAGUCUAAUGGAUGUAGCUAAGGAAUAUUCGACUGAAUUCCCCGAUGCCAUUGACAAACUGAUCCGAGUUCAAUCUCUGUGACUCGAACAGUAGUUUACCACAUAAAUUUAGCAAUACGAUUUAUUAUAAAAUAAUAAAUAUAUCAAUAUUUCGACAGAAAAA
This is a messenger RNA of Venturia canescens, 1681 nucleotides long. RefSeq lists its product as uncharacterized. The record is from RefSeq and is a predicted model, not a curated record. The transcript has 6 exons. Gene Ontology annotation, cellular component: nucleoplasm. The coding region runs from base 302 to 1600 and encodes 432 amino acids. NCBI's taxonomy places the organism in Eukaryota, Metazoa, Arthropoda, Insecta, Hymenoptera, Ichneumonidae.